AUGGAUAAUUUUUCUACAAAUACGGAAUGCUUUGUUAAUUGGUUGGAAAAGAACGCCAAAAUUGAAGUUUCCCCAAAGAUUAAGAUCAAGGACCUCCGUUCUGAUAGUCAAGGCCGCGGAAUAGUUGCCAUCCAAAAAGUCAAGAAGGAUGAAGUGUUGUUCGAAAUUCCACGAACUUCGGUUUUGAACAUAACAACAUCUAAACUGGUGAGAGAUUACCCUUGGCUCGAAGAGAAGUUUCUGAAUGAAAUGGAGUCAUGGGAAGGUUUAAUUAUAUGUAUACUUUAUGAAAUGGAAGUUUUGAAAGAAAAGAGCCAAUGGGCGCCCUACUUCAACGUUUGGAACAGGCCUAAAGAUAUGAAUACGCUGAUCUUUUGGAAUGAAAAGGAAUUGGAAUUAUUACAGCCUUCUCUUGUACUUGAGAGGAUGGGGAGAAAAGAGGCCAAAGAAAUGUAUGAAGGAAUUCUUAAAAUGAUUGAACAAAUUGGCGGAAAACUUGCUGAUGUGGCUGUGCAUUUCGAGUUCGAUGAUUUUGCCUACAUCGCAAGCAUCAUUUUAAGCUAUUCUUUUGACAUGGAAAUGCACGAUAAUAAUGCAGAUGAAAGUGAAGAAGAUAGCGAGGAAGAACCUGAAAGUAAUCGCUAUUUGAAAUCUAUGAUUCCACUCGCUGAUACACUGAAUGCGGAUACCAGUAAAUUUAAUGCCAAUUUAACAUACGACUCGGGUUCAUUGAAGAUGGUUGCUGUAAAGGAUAUUGGGAUGAAUGAACAAGUAUAUAAUGUUUAUGGAGAGCACCCAAAUUCUGAGAUAUUGAGAAGAUAUGGUUAUGUUGAAUGGGAUGGUUCCAAGCAUGAUUUUGGAGAGGUUUUACUCAAAGACAUCGUUGAUGUAUUAAAAGAGACCCUUAAUGCAAGUCCACAAUUUUUGGAAAGCUGCAUAGCCAUUUUACGUACUAACACCACUAUUCAAGAUUUAUUGGAAGGCGAAGAUAUAGUAUUGAAUUCAUACGAAUGUUAUUUUGAUGGUGAAUCGGUCCCUCAAUCAAUAGUUUUUGUUCAAACCUUGACUAUUCUCUGCCAAAUUCCAGGUUUAUCUGAAAUGAAUGGGAAGAUACUAGAAAGACAAGUAGAAAGAGUGAUAAAGAAGUGUUUGCAACUGAUAGAAGGGGGCCGCGUUACAGAAAACUACCAUACCACAUGGAAGCGUUGCAUUACCAAGCGUCUAGAAAAGUAUUCUUUGAAAAAGAUCGAUUUAUUUAAGCCACCAUCAGAGAAGGAUCUCUUAACAGACGAAGAUCUAAGAGGUCUGAUGGCUCAGAGAGUUUUAAAAAGCGAAGUAGAGUCACUGCGGGCGUGUGAGAACUCGGCUGGCAAGAACUACAAGAUCAUACCUGACCAAAAACUGCUAGCAAACAUCUUGAAGAGCAAACCAACAACGAGCGAAGAAAGUGCUGCCAAGCGUCCUUGUAUUAGGAAAUAA
Saccharomyces eubayanus is the source of this 1479-nucleotide messenger RNA. RefSeq names its product ribosomal lysine N-methyltransferase (gene RKM4). Gene Ontology annotation, biological process: peptidyl-lysine monomethylation. The transcript has a single exon. The record is from RefSeq and is a predicted model, not a curated record. Lineage: Eukaryota; Fungi; Ascomycota; Saccharomycetes; Saccharomycetales; Saccharomycetaceae. Gene Ontology annotation, cellular component: nucleus. Gene Ontology annotation, molecular function: protein-lysine N-methyltransferase activity; protein binding. The coding region runs from base 1 to 1479 and encodes 492 amino acids.